Molecule: messenger RNA, 806 nt
Organism: Parasteatoda tepidariorum (common house spider)
Lineage: Eukaryota; Metazoa; Arthropoda; Arachnida; Araneae; Theridiidae
Product: succinate dehydrogenase cytochrome b560 subunit, mitochondrial
Biological process (GO): mitochondrial electron transport, succinate to ubiquinone; tricarboxylic acid cycle
Cellular component (GO): respiratory chain complex II (succinate dehydrogenase); membrane
Molecular function (GO): electron transfer activity
Source: RefSeq, a predicted model, not a curated record
AAUAUUUUGUAUAAUGUGAUUUAUUAAAUGGGUUCGCACCAGUAGGUAAGGACGUCCUUUUGACGAAACCAUUUAAAAGAAAUAGGAAAAUUUGUUCGUUCAUUUUGUUAAUUUGUUGCUGUAAGAAUUUGCUGAACAAUAAAUCAUAUAUAUUUCCUAAUUUAUAACUUGUUCUUUACUUCUAUUUUGCAAAAAAGAAUGGCAUUGUGCCUGAAUUUGCUGAGGCGAAGUGGCAGAUUAGGAUUCCAGAAAUACCUUGUAUCAUGCAAUGGUUUUCAAAGAUCAUUUCCUGUGACAACAUCUGCUACAAAGCAUGCAGUUGAGAGUUUUGCAGAAAAGAAUGAGCGGCUGCAGAGACCAUUAUCUCCUCAUCUGACUAUUUAUAGAUUUCCUCUACCUGCUAUGCUCUCCAUAACACACAGGGCAACAGGAAUCGCUCUAACUGCUGGUAUGUACAGUAUAUCCAUUGGAAUGCUUCUACUUCCGGCUAACUUCCCCCACUACUUCGAAGCUCUUCAGUCCAUGCAUAUAGGAACUCCAAUUAUAUUCACCAUGAAAUUUGCCCUGGCAUGGUCCCUCUUUUACCACUCAUUUAAUGGAGUCAGACACUUGGCAUGGGAUUUAGGUUAUGGCUUUGACAUGAAGACCCUCUACAUGACUGGCUAUCUCGUCAUCGGGAGCUCAAUAGCUGCUUCUUUGAUUGCCGCCAUGUUAUAAACUAGGUUUCUUUUUUUAUAUAAAUAAUCUUGUUUUAUUUGGAUGUGUACAUUUAGAUAUAUUAAACAGAUAUGUGUGAUAUUGAUAAA